Messenger RNA from Gossypium raimondii (Peruvian cotton), 1572 nucleotides. Its product is annotated as UPF0496 protein At2g18630-like. Lineage: Eukaryota; Viridiplantae; Streptophyta; Magnoliopsida; Malvales; Malvaceae. Bases 220 to 1191 code for a protein of 323 amino acids. The transcript has a single exon. The record is from RefSeq and is a predicted model, not a curated record.
UUACUCUUAUAGUCAGGGUCUGUGAACCCUUGGCCAAGCGCUAACACUUGAAAAGCCAGAACUUUUCAAGAUCUUGAUUAUUUUGUUCACUUGUUGAACUCCAAGGGAUUUUCUUGGAUUUUCCAAGGAAUUUUUCGUGUGAGAAGACGACUUCGUUCACUUGAUUACUGGGUUUUACUUAGAUUUGUGUAUUAGCAUUUGAAUCUAUUAUCAGCCGCGAUGGCAUCAUCUAUUAGUUCUGAACCGUCAUUCCAAAUUGAAAUGCCACCGGAUUCCCGAUCCGAAGCUGAAUUGAGCUUGAACAGGGUUGCUAAUAGUUAUAGUGAUACUCUCCCGAAUCGUACCGUCUGGGUCAUCAACUCACUUCCGGUCGAUUCGGACUUGAGGUCUUUGAUGAUGGAAUACUUUGCCAACUUCGAAAAGACUUUAGAGUACUGUACUGCCCUUAAGGAUUGCCUCGAACGUGCUCCAAACAAUCACGCAAUUAUUGAGUCGGCGCUUAAAUGUUAUGAUGAAGAGGACAAAUUAGGAGUCGGGACCGUCGAGAAGAAUUCCGUUAGGGCCUUGGAGGAACUGAGGAAGUUCAGAGCAGCUGAAGAGCCUUUCGUUAAGAAGUUCCUUGAACUGAAAAUAAUGGCCCAACAGCGGUACGAAUCGAUGCAAGAGAAGGUGUGUGCUCGGAAGAAAACGCUCGAAAAGAAAGUGGAAUCAUGGGAAACAUGGAGGAGGGUGUUGGUGGCCUUUUUUGUUGCCGCUUUUAUUUCCGUGUUGGUUUUUUCCGUGGUGGCGGUAAUCAAAUCCGCAAAGCCUGUCAUAACAACUUUGGCAGGUGCGUUGACGACUGCUAUAGUUCCGUUGGGAACAUGGUGCAACAAGUGUUUGAAGCGGAACAAGGAAAAGAUAAAGAAGAAUAAGAAGUUAACAGCUAUAAUGGAGAUCUAUGGUUCUAGUGCAACCACCAUAUGGAUGCAUGUUAAACGAUUGGAAAUUAAGAAAACGUCACUGUCGCGCUCCGUUGAUUACGUGCUCACAGAAGGAUAUACUUUGAAGGUUGGGAUGGAUAAUAUCAACAACAAAUUGAAACUUGUUACGCCUAUCAUCACAGAUUUGCUUCGAGAGACCAAUAACUGUAGCUGUAAAUUUGGGACGGUUCAGGAAGAGAUUCAGCGGCAGAUGAUGCUCAUGCUCUAGCACAUCAACCGGAGAGCGAAGACAACCCCUUGGGUACUCUAGCAAUGACAUGCCUCACCGUAUUUAUGGCGUAUCGGUUUUACAUGCGAAGACAACCCCUUGGGUACUCUAGCAAUGACAUGCCUCACCGUAUUUAUGGCGUAUCGGUUUUACAUUCCGAUUUAUGUACAUUCAGGUUUGUGAUUACAUAUAUAAUCUAAUGAUUCUAUGGUCCUAUGUGAUCAUGUACAUUUGAUCCUAAACAGGUGUUGUUGUACAUUAGUCUCUUAAAGUGCUACCCUAUUCCCCCGAAUCUGGUUUUCUUUGGACCGAUUUCGGUGAUGAAUUGGAACUCUUUGUUACCUUGAAAAUAAAUAUUAUUACAUUGACAAAUGCUUUAAA